Messenger RNA from Knipowitschia caucasica, 225 nucleotides. The record is from the annotation of a GenBank genome assembly. NCBI's taxonomy places the organism in Eukaryota, Metazoa, Chordata, Actinopteri, Gobiiformes, Gobiidae.
AUGAAGACUGCACUCAAGCUGCUGCUGUCCCUGGCCUUAGCUGUGGCUCUGUCCAUCAACACAGUGAGGGACAGAGUGAGGACCAAGAUGGAGCGGGACAUUCUGGCGGACGUCAACUAUCCCUUCGUGGUCAAGCUCCAUUAUGCUUUCUCAGAGGAGGAGAUCUCUUCACUCGACUCUCCAAAGUCGAGUGAAGAGUUUGUCAAGAUGGGCGCAGUUGCGUGA